AGGAAAAAACACGUGUACAAACAAAAGCCAUUACUCUUGCGUCAUCAAACUUACAAGUUCUUGAAAAGCCGACGAGAUAAUCAUUCAGGUUCUCACUCUUUCCCUGCAAAAAUAAAGUCUUUUCGAAUUCUUGAAAGUUUAUUCUCACUUUUAUAACACCUAAUAGAAAAUGGCUUUGCAUUUUAGUAGUGCAUGUUUGUGUUCUUUAAGCCAGAGGAGAGUUCAGAAAAUCAGAGCAGUAGCUUCUGAGAGCAGCGUUACAGUAAACAAAGAAGUAGAUAAGGUGAAGCUUGGUGGUUCUGAUUUGAAAGUUACAAAGCUUGGAAUUGGAGCUUGGUCUUGGGGUGAUACCAGCUACUGGAACAACUUUGAAUGGGAUGAUAGGAAGUUGAAGGCUGCAAAGGCUGCUUUUGAUGCCAGCAUUGAUUGUGGAUUAACAUUCAUUGAUACUGCUGAGGUUUAUGGUUCAAAGUUCUCAUUUGGUGCGAUAAAUUCUGAGACACUACUAGGAAGAUUCAUCAAGGAAAGAAAAGAACGUGAUCCAGAGGUGGAGGUUGCUGUUGCAACUAAAUUUGCUGCAUUACCAUGGAGGCUUGGCCGUCAAAGUGUCCUAGCGGCCCUAAAAGAUUCUCUUGCACGUCUGGAACUUUCUUCAGUUGAUCUUUAUCAACUUCACUGGCCAGGAAUAUGGGGAAAUGAAGGUUAUAUUGACGGUUUAGGAGAUGCAGUGGAGCAGGGCCUUGUAAAAGCUGUGGGAGUAUCUAACUAUAGUGAAAAGCGUCUUCGCAAUGCAUACGAGCAGCUGAAGAAGAGAGGUAUCCCGCUAGCUUCAAAUCAAGUGAAUUAUAGUCUGAUAUACAGGUUGCCAGAGCAAAAUGGUGUAAAGGCUGCCUGUGAUGAACUGGGAGUCACAUUGAUUGCAUAUUCACCCCUUGCUCAAGGAACUCUGACCGGAAAAUAUACUCCAGAAAAUCCUCCUACUGGCCCUCGAGGACAGCUCUAUACCCCUGAAUAUCUAACCAAAUUACAGCCGCUCAUAAAUAGAAUAAAAGAGAUAGGAGAAAGCUACAGUAAGACUUCGACGCAGGUGGUCCUGAAUUGGUUGAUUGCACAAGAAAAUGUUGUUCCCAUUCCAGGAGCCAAACAUGCAGAGCAAGCUAAAGAAUUUGCUGGUGCAUUAGGUUGGAGACUCACUCAACAAGAAGUCGACGAGCUUCGAUCUUUGGCAUCAGAUGUAAAACCUGUUAUAGGUUUCCCUGUUGAAAAGUUAUAAGCUGACAAGAUAUCAUUUUUACGAUAAUAUUUAUAGAAAAUGUGAUUAAGGAAGUCUUGGAAAUGUUACCAGUGCUGAGUCCUUGAAGGCUUAAACAAUAUUCUUUGGAAAAAGGUUAUAAUGAACCCAAAAAGAAUUCAUUUUUCUUCUCUAAGAGAAAGAGAAAAGGAGAUAGAACAAGAAUAUCUCACUAUCUUCUAUUAUAGACCGGAAUGGUUGCGAAGAAGAAAAAGUUAUUUGUUGGAUUCUA
Lycium ferocissimum is the source of this 1523-nucleotide messenger RNA. RefSeq lists its product as uncharacterized. NCBI's taxonomy places the organism in Eukaryota, Viridiplantae, Streptophyta, Magnoliopsida, Solanales, Solanaceae. The record is from RefSeq and is a predicted model, not a curated record. The coding region runs from base 170 to 1273 and encodes 367 amino acids. The transcript is spliced from 10 exons. Gene Ontology annotation, cellular component: cytoplasm.